This is a messenger RNA of Varroa destructor (honeybee mite), 2885 nucleotides long. It is a transcript of the gene HDAC6, whose product is annotated as histone deacetylase 6. The record is from RefSeq and is a predicted model, not a curated record. Lineage: Eukaryota; Metazoa; Arthropoda; Arachnida; Mesostigmata; Varroidae. Gene Ontology annotation, biological process: epigenetic regulation of gene expression. Gene Ontology annotation, cellular component: histone deacetylase complex. Gene Ontology annotation, molecular function: histone deacetylase activity.
AUAUCGGCCGACGUGAUUCGAAGCCACCUUGGAAGUUGGCUAGCAUCGAACGCAUGUACGUGGAUCAAAGGUGAACUUUGCUCGACGAUAAAUAGGCUUUUUUCCGCUAGAGGUUGUCAAAAACAAACUUAUAUUUAAGCGAGUUUGAGAUUGCUACUAACUGUCAGACGUUAAAAACCACAUAAACUCCACAAAGUAGUUCAGCAGAUGCUCGAUGGUGUGAUUGAAUUGAGGCAGAAUUUCAAAAAGGCCACCUCUGCUGCGUAACAACGACAGCACCGAAUCGAAAGCGCCACGAAGCGGCUCCAUCGUAUUGGAGCUAUAGAGAACAACAGACAACCCCUGAACAACUAUCGAAAACAGCUGGAGGGGCAGUAUCUCUCUAACCUGAAGCAAAAGCUAGAGCCGCCGCUGCUAUUGCUGCGGAAGCCAGUAAACGAGGGCAGCUCUGACGUGGGAACGAGAUGAAGUGCCAAUAGAUAGUGCAGAGUAUCUGCAUUGGCAGACGGCCACAGAUUUGUUUUGGUUGAAAGGAGCAUCAUUUGACUGGGCUCGCCCAGCUGGGCAAUGCCAGGUCCUCCUGUAUUUGCGUUCACAAACAUGAACACAAACUUGCACCUGUCUAGGUUGUUCCGUCGUUAUUCCCUUUCUAUGAUAUUGUGCUCACGCAAGUAGGCAGCAACAACAGCUACAACGAUAGGGGAUCGUUGUUAACGUGCCUCUCCCUAGCAGAACCAAAAUUGUCGGAACGUCGUUUGGCGGUGGGAUUAGCCAAGACACGAGUGUCAGUCGACCGAAUUACCUCACGGAGUGCCAUUACUACAUUUUGUUGAAGCGAUCAACUCACUUCGUAUGGCCCGCUCAGAUCAACGCCAGACGAGUCGGAGAUCAGCGCUAGUGUUUGACGAGCGCAUGCCGCAGCACGCAAGUCCAUUCGAAGACCGACACCCCGAGUGUCCCGAACGAUUCACUGUGAGUCUUGAAAGGAUUCGUCAUUACAAACUUGAACAACGAUGCGUCAUCCUUCCAUCGCGAGCGGCGACAGAAGCGGAGCUCGAGCUAAUACAUUCGAGAAAGCACAUCGAUUUAGCGAAGAGUUUGGAUGAAUGUACCGAUACAACUCAUCUUGAAGAACUUUUAUCGCACUACGACUCCGUUUUCAUGAAUAAGCAUUCAUACAAACUGGCGCUACUCUCGGCUGGAUGCACAAUCGAUCUCAUGAAAGCCGUUCUCGGCGGGAGUGAAGUGAGGACUGGAAUGGCCGUAAUUCGGCCGCCGGGACAUCACGCGAUGGCGGAAGAGUUUUGUGGCUAUUGCAUUUUCAACAAUGUCGCGAUUGCAGCGAAGUACGCCGUGGAAAAGAUGGGUCUAGAAAGGGUCCUUAUCGUCGAUUGGGACGUACACCAUGGUCAGGGGACUCAAUUCUCAUUCUACGACGAUCCAAGGGUGUUGUACUUUUCGAUUCAUCGCUACGAACAUGGAUCAUUCUGGCCGGAACUGCGCGAGUCGAAUUGGGACUGCAUCGGCAAAGGGCCUGGCACGGGCUACAAUAUUAAUGUGCCUCUGAACAAAGUAGGAAUGGAAAACUGGGAUUAUGCGGCGAUUUUCCACCAGAUUUUACUGCCUGUCGCCUCGGAAUUCCGGCCCGAGCUUAUUCUCGUUUCCAGUGGCUUUGAUGCAUCGCUAGGCGACCCCGAGGGCGAGAUGCGGGUGACGCCCGCAAUGUACGCGCACAUGACUCACAUGUUGAAGCAGUUAGGCGUCCCUUUGGCAAUCGUCCUUGAGGGCGGUUACUGUUUGCCCGCACUGGCCGAGAGUGUUGCACAGGUGCUGAAAACGCUUCUCGGCGACCCAUGUCCACCGCUGAUUAACAACAGAGAAGACAAAGCACGGGAGCCAAAUGAUACGAUAAAGGCCACCAUUGGUCAUGUUAAGUCUGCUCUGAAACCAUAUUGGCGGUGCUUCAUCUCGGAGACAUCAGACAAGAUUCCCUUGCCAAUCAUCACCUAUCGGGGCAUUCUAGGUAUCUGCAAACCGGAGAAAUAUCCGACGAAGAACUACCACAUGCGUCUAUCAGAAGAAGUGGAAAAGGCCACUCUUCAGGAGCAGGCUGUUCUUCGAGCACGAACCCCCCUCACAACCGCGUCGUCGCAAGAUGCUGUUAAAAUACUCGAUACCCUGGACGGAAUUGAAGAUCUAGCAUCGCUGAAAGCUUAUAGUUACCUAUUAGUGAAUCACAUAACACUCGCUAGUGUCCAAUCUUUCCUCGGAACAGCUCAUCAGCUAAUAAUAGAUUUUGAAUCAGAGCCAUCCGUUUCUGUCAGCCACGAGACGAAUCGCGUUUCAGUCUUUCCAAAACUUUUCGAACUAAAUGGCCGGGCUGAUUGCUUUGUCUUAAUGUAUUCGCUAAUUCUUCCGCUUUUCUACAAGAUGUACCCCGAGUGGGUUAUUAUAAGGGUCGGUGGUUCUCCCCUGAGAGAUUUGUUGUCGCUAUGCUGUGCCCAUCUCUCAUGCGAAGGCGCCCUCUGGAUUAUCGAUGGAGAUUCAUGGGAGCCUUUACCUAUUGUGUUGCCAAGCGAUUUUGAUUCGGUAGAUGCUACAGCUGCUCGACGACGUAUUCAGGAAGCAGCCAAAGCUGUAGGUUUUGGGCUCGACAGUUUCAUUAAAGACGUGCUGCCAAUUUUUGAAAAGCUACCGUUGGAUCAUAACCGGUCAUUGGAGUCUAAUUAACAGCUACUCUAAUAAUUACAUACGUAAUCCGAAGUUUUAUAUUGAAAAGUUUGUUCGCUAAGCGUGUCUUGCCGAAUGGAGCUAAUAUAUCUAACAUGUCAACCUGCAAUAGUUGUCGAAAAUAAACAUCGUUUCGAAGUGUGAUUCAUCGUUGA